Molecule: messenger RNA, 635 nt
Organism: Cyprinodon tularosa
Lineage: Eukaryota; Metazoa; Chordata; Actinopteri; Cyprinodontiformes; Cyprinodontidae
Product: peptide YY-like
Exons: 4
Coding region: 233-514 (93 amino acids)
Biological process (GO): feeding behavior; neuropeptide signaling pathway
Cellular component (GO): extracellular region
Molecular function (GO): neuropeptide hormone activity; neuropeptide Y receptor binding
Source: RefSeq, a predicted model, not a curated record
UUUCACUGCUCGGCCAUUACAGGUUUAAUUAAGCUAAUGAGGCUACAGAUAUUUCUCAGGAGUGGCUUUGAAGGAAAAUGAAAUCAGCCCCUCCACCAUCCCCUCAUCUCACGCACCACGCUCACUAUAAAAGACGGGGGCAAUGUUGGGAAUCGGUUAAAGGAGCUCUACAGCGGCAAGAAAACCAACUACAGCACUUUCUUCAGAUAAUCACUAGACACGCUUCGACGCUAUGAUGUCGCCCACUCUCCUGGCUCUUUGCCUGCUGGUUUGUAUCCUCUCAGGCAUCAAUGCAUAUCCAGUCAAGCCUGCUAGUCCCCAGGAAGGAGCCCCGCCUGAAGACCUUGCCAAGUACUACUCUGAUCUGAGACACUACAUAAAUCUCAUUACAAGGCAGAGGUAUGGUAAAAGAGAAAAUCCAGACACUGUAUUUUCUGAUUUGUUCAUGGGAGAAAGCACAGAAACAGUUCCAAGAUCUAAUUAUAUCAGAUACGAACGGCUCCCAGGGUGGUGACUGUGCCUGCACCAUCAAGUCCAGGAGAAUCUUAAAGAUUUUUGGAUAUUUCUGUUACCAACCUAAAAACAUACGUGUGUUGCAUGAAAUAAACUUCUUUUGCCAAUCCUUCUUGCUGUGA